This is a messenger RNA of Parus major (Great Tit), 6390 nucleotides long. RefSeq names its product adhesion G protein-coupled receptor F5 (gene ADGRF5). Gene Ontology annotation, molecular function: G protein-coupled receptor activity. The transcript has 24 exons. Gene Ontology annotation, biological process: G protein-coupled receptor signaling pathway; cell surface receptor signaling pathway. The record is from RefSeq and is a predicted model, not a curated record. Gene Ontology annotation, cellular component: membrane. Bases 936 to 4982 code for a protein of 1348 amino acids. Lineage: Eukaryota; Metazoa; Chordata; Aves; Passeriformes; Paridae.
UUUAGCUGCAACUCCACCCUGCGCUGGUGGAGAAGGGAUCAGUUCCCAGUGAUCGCAGGAAAGGGAGGUCACGGGGUUUGCUUGAUUAAAUCACCACAAGCCAAAAGGUUCUUUCUCCUGCUCACUGAGAAUUGCUCACGGUCUGUUUAAUUUGUUCCAAAAAGAAGAGCAAGACAAAAAAAAACAAACCCCAAGCCCAAGAAGCAACAGCACACCGGGAAAAGCAGGUGUGUCUCGAGAUCCUGGGAAAACAAAGGGCAGAGGCUGAGGCAGGAGGUGACACUUGGAUGGGAAGUUUCCAUCCCAGCGCAAGAGGACAAGUUUGGAAAAGACUCGGACAGGACCAGCACUUGUUGCCCCACAGGUGUGACAAGCCAGGCCCUCAGAAAGGAAACACCCUCUGUCCAGAGUGGGAUUGUACAAACUCCAAAAGGCUGAACCUACACUACUUACAGGAGCUUCCUACACAGCCAGCUGCACUUGCAGUAAUAACAGGAAAAAAUUCAAGAGGUUAAUAAAAUGAAAUGAGCAGGAAGCAUGCAGUCAUCAGACUUUCUAGUACUUUAGUCUAUAGAGGAGUACCUGGCAAGUUCCUCCUUCCCCAGUACUCCCACAGUGCUGAGCUUCAAAUAUCGUGUUGAGUUACUUCUCACUGCAAAUUAGGCCUGCACCCCAUUGCAGAUGCUCCAAAAAGCACAAGGAGAAGAAGAGAAGGUUCAUGGGCACAUCCCUUCUUCCAUCCCAGUUGUCAGAGGUCAGUAUCCAGGUGAAGUCCCACUCCAGAUGGAUCUCUCUUGGAACCACAUUUGGUGAGAAAAGUCAUAAAUGGUGACUUCUGGGCAUCUACCUUGGUGUUAUCAAGUGCAUGCUUGGCUACAAAUUCCUUGCCAUCCUCUUCCAGUUCACGAGGCUGCACAGCAAAGUCACCAGGAAAAAUGCUGCCCCCAACCACCACAGUUCUCCACUGCCUGUUCCUGCUGGUCUCAGCCUGCUGCCAGAAACCACAGGGCUCAAACUUCUAUCCAUUCUCCUAUGUAAUUGACAGCACGCUAGGGCAGGAAAGCUUCUACCCAGAGAUGCAAAGGCAGAAGCGAAACAUGCUUAUUCUUGACCUCCCCCUUCCGGAGUACACUGUUGACAUUGAAGUAAGCCUGCAGGAUUCAUCUUACCUGGAGCCAAUCAAAGACUAUUUCAAAAACAUCAAUCUUCCAAUUAACAUUUCAAAUGUACAAACAACAGUUUCAAACAUCAACAUUACAACAGUCUGCCUGCCCAGUGGUGAGAACAGCAGCUGCUGCUUCUGUGAGAAUGGAUAUGCCUGGCCAAGCACAGUGUGCAGUGAUGUGAUGCCCUGCCCUUCUCUGAGCCUGGAGCUGGCCCUGCCCUGUGGCUACAUGCAGAAAAUGCCUUUCCAUGGACCCUACUGUGAGCCCCAGACUGAGGAGUCAUGCGGUAUGGGAGAGCCCAUUGUAAUGAAUAUGUCAGUCAGACUUGACUCACCCUUCCAGGAUGAUCUCAAGGAUUCUUCUUCUGUGUUAUACCAAAAAUACAAAGUGGACCUUGAAAAAGCGUUUAAUGCCAGCUACAGAUGUUUACCAGGUUUUGUAUUGGCAACAGUAACAGGUUUCAGCCCUGGAAGUGUUUUUGUGAACUAUGAAGUAAGAACAGGAGCAGCAAGCUUCACUCAGGUUGGAGAUUCCAACAGAGCUGUACCGCAGUUUCUGGAUUCGUCAUACCAACUAAACCCUUUUACCUUCACAAGAAUAAUCACUAAUCAGACAAACUUCACCAUGAAACCUUUGAACAUUUUUGAAGGGGACACAGUAAGACUGACCUGUGAGGUAAAUUCAACAUUUGCCAAUGCGACCUGGUAUCACUUUGGCCACGCCAUCUCAACCGGCUCCCGAUAUUCAAUAGAGACAGUUUUAGCAACCAGAAGAUCAAUUCUUAAAAUUACCAACGUGACAUCAAAGGAUUCUGGUUCCUAUAGCUGCAUGUUCAUAAUGAGCAGUCAGUAUCACACAGAGAUACACAACAGCACAGAAACAAUAUCUGUCUUUCCGCUAAACAUCACUCCAAACUUUGAGGAUGUCACUGUCACAUGUAACAGUCCUGAAGUGCAAGCAAAGCGUCUUCUGCUGUCCUGUUGCAUUGACAGACAAUUGAAAUCGCUUAAGGUUUCCUGGAAAGUAAAUGGAACAAUCAACAUUACAGGAGCACCCAGCUUUAGUGGAAACUGCGCUGAAUACCAGCUCAACAUCAAUGAGUCCCAGUGCCCACCUGAGAUGUCAGGUGCAGUGACCACAUACACGUGUGAGCUGGAGACUGGACACGGAGCCAGGCGCACUCGGAGCAUCAGAGUGACGUACCUGCGGAAAGCCCACAUAACAAUAUCUUCAAGCACAAACUCAACAGUUUCCGAGGGAUACGGGUUCAAUGUAACAUGCAAAAGUGAUGUGAGCAAUUAUGACAGCAUCAGUUGGAAAAUCCAGUCUGGAAGUGACACAAAAACAGUAGACUGUGAUAUGUGCAUCAAAAAUAGCAAAUUCCCAGCCACGUCUGUGCUCACAGUGAAGUCUGCCUCGCCAGACUGGAGAGGCACCUACACCUGCACAUUCUCACAGAAAAACCUGGACAGUUCUGCCAAUGUGACCAUCGAGGUGAUUUCCUUGCCCCUGAAGCAGAACAUCCUGAUAGAUCCCAUCGCAACAUCGAUACAGUGCAAAGUGCCACUUGCCCUGGAGUGCUGCAUAAGAGCAAAGACCGUGAGAGACUACAGGGUUACAUUUUGGGUUCAGCAAAAUGAAUUUCAAGUUGAGAAAAAGAAAAAAGGCAAUUUGCUUUGCUACAUGUACAAUCACACGGAAAAUGAAUGUAAUGAAGAUAAAGAUUUCGUGGCAUAUUGCAAGUUUAUCAACCGCAUUGGAAAGGAAGUUGACAGUGAGCAUAUAAGACUGCACUUGAUACCUGCUAAGAAAAUUUCCUGCUCAGACAGAUUGGGCAUUGGAACAGAAAGCUCCAUAUUAAUAAAGCCAUGCUGUGAUGUGCAAAAUCCAAAAGGUUUUACUCGAGGCAAUACAACUUACCACUGCAUCAACAGCUCGUGGAAGGUUGCAAGGAAUGACUGCCUGUCUGGACCAAUAAAUGACCUGCUGAGUAAUGCUGAGUCCUUGGCCAACAGCCCCGAGGCAAAAGCACAGCUACCCUCCUACCUUGAACAGCUUGUGAAACAGACAAAAAAGGAGCUAACCACAAUAAACCAUUCUUCAGCAAACCUAGGUGCAAUUGUUACCAUCCUGGAUAUAAUCUCCUCUAUCCCAGCAGAGGCAGAGGCGCUCACUAUGCAGAAUUUCCUAUCCACAGUGGACUUAAUUGUUGGUGAUUCCACAACUGAAGCUUGGGAAGGCAUGAAUGAAGAGAAGACACGACAAAGUUCUUUGUUACUGCAGUCAGUAGAAAAUUUUGCCCUGCAACUCCAACCAGUUAAUAACACCAUUCCUUCUGUCUGUGCAAACACUGUGCAGCUCAAAGGGAUAGUUGUCAAGGAAAAUAAGACAGAUUAUAACAAGGACUUCCACAGUACAGGAAACCUCACAGUCCAAGUGCUCAUUAGUGAAACCGAAAUCCAAACUCUAACCCAAAAUUCAACCAUUGUCAGUGUGAUGUACUCAAAACUUGGACAUAUUUUGCCCCAGAAUACAUUUGAAUAUGUGAACGGUUUAUUGAUAACAACAACUUUGAGCAGCAACAGAAGCCAGAAGUUUGAGGUUAAUAUGACAUUUGCAAAGAAAGACUUGUCUCUAAAGAUGCCCAAGUGUGUCUUUUGGAACUUCACACUCAACAGUCACAGAGGGGACUGGGAUACUCGUGGCUGCACACCCACAGAGUUCGGAGAUUAUGUCAUUUGCUCCUGCAAUCACUUGACAUCAUUCUCCAUCCUGAUGUCACCUGAUAUAUCCUCUGAGCUAGACUUUGAAGUUUAUAUUUCCUACAUUGGCCUGGCCAUUUCAAUCGUGAGCUUGGUGGUCUGCAUCAUAAUUGAGUCCUUGGUCUGGAAGUACGUGACAAACAACACAACCUCCUACAUGCGCCACGUCUGUAUUCUCAACAUUGCUACAUCCCUGCUGUUUGCUGACGUUUGGUUCAUUGUCACUGCCACCAUCACUGAUCAAAACCAGCAGAUGAGCAGAGACAUCUGUAUCAUGGCCACCUUCUUCAUCCAUUUUUUCUACCUGUGUGUCUUUUUCUGGAUGCUGAGCCUGGGCCUCAUCCUUUUCUACAGACUGGUGUUCAUCUUACACAACACGAGUAAGACGGCUCAGAAGGCGGUGGCAUUCUGCCUCGGAUACGUGUGCCCCUUCAUCAUUGCAGUCACCACCAUGGCUGUCACACUGCCAAAGAACAGUUACACGAGAAAGGAUGUCUGCUGGCUCAACUGGAAGGACAGCAAAGCUCUCCUGGCCUUUGUCAUACCUGCCUUGAUCAUCGUGGCCACAAACUUGUUCAUUGCCGCAGUUGUUAUAAUAAAAAUUCUGAGGCCAACAAUUGGGGAUAGGUCAAGUGGGCAGGAGAGGAAAUCUCUGUUUCAAAUUGGUAAAAGUGUGGCCAUCCUGACACCACUGUUAGGCCUCACCUGGGGUUUAGGCCUUGCCACCAUCAUCAAAAACAGUCAUCGAGCUUUCCACAUCCUCUUUAGUCUGCUCAAUGUUUUGCAGGGAUUAUUCAUUUUGGUGUUUGGGACUCUCUGGGAUAAGAAGAUACAAGAAGCCCUGUUGAAGAGGAAUUCAUCAUCCAAAUGGAGUUCACAGCAAUCAAAGUCAUCCUCCCUGAUCCUGGUGACACCAAUGCUUGCUAUGAGCUACCCAUUUUCAAGAACCUUCAACAACUUAUGUGGAAAAACAGGCAAAUACAGAGUAUCUUCUUCAGAGCCAUCCACCUCUUCCACUGAAAAUACUUCCAAGGCAUAUUCCUUGCUUAACUGAACACUGCCAAUGCUAAAUCAUGUCACUCUGAAGGACCUCUUCUAAGACACAACAAAAAGUACCUGGGAGUCACCAGGAAGCGGACUGCUUCAUUUUGACUAAACUGUGUCUGGGUGAAUUCUUCUGGAAUAAUCAUUGCUGAUUAAUGUGUAAGGCCAGGAAGCUGAGAGAAGUGGAAUUUUACAAGGUCUGCCAAUCCCAGAAGAGAUGUCAAGGAUUUGAAGGCCUUCAUGCGCAAGAAAGGACAUUGGGAGUGAAGAAUACUCAGCCCUUCAGUGGGUGCUUAGCACUAUGCAGUACUGAGAUGUGAAUUACAGUGCUUCACUCAGUUGCUGUCCAGUGGAUUUGGUAUUUCCCCUAUCAACUCUCCAAAUGACCCCAAAGGCCUGUGUAGGUACACAAAUACCUCACAGCUCCUCUCCUUCCCUCAUAUUAGAGCCUGGAAAGGCUGUAGUGCUUUCCACUUUCUAUUUAAAACUUUCUGGGACCAAAAACUCCCAACUGAGAAGGCCCAUUUCAGAUCUUCACUUUUGACUUACAUAAAAUGAAGACUGUGAUGAUUCCUGCGUGGUCUUCUUUCAGAUGGAAAGACUGAAAGCUCCAUGUGUCACUUUUUUGAAGAAAAGGAAACUUUAUGCCCUUAACAAUAUUUUUCUUUCCCUUGAUAUGUAAUGUGGUAGGACAGAGAUGGUUGCUGCCCUCUGCCACAGAGGGGACUGCAUUUAUUUAAUGCAUAAUAGUGUUAAGAAUGCAAGGAGUGCCUUGUGUAAAGUCUGUAUGUUUGGGUCUUCUCUCAGAGGAGAAACACACUUGAAGGACUCAGAGAAUAAGCUCUGUAGUGAAUAUAAUCACCAUGUGCCAGGCAGGAUGAAUGGUUUUAUAUAAAUUAUUGCUCUAAUACUACAUUUGUGGAACUAUUUAUUUCAAACCUAUACACCUUUAAAGGCAGGACUCGUGUCUUUAAAAGAACUUGAAAAGUAUUUAUAAUGCACACAAAUAUUACCAAAUUUAAUGUACAGUAUGGCAGAAUCAUGAAGAUUUAGAUUUGAGGUCAGUAUCAAAUACUGCAGGUAUGUACAGGUGGUACAGUUCUGCUUGAUUGUCAGGGAAUCAGCCUGUGUUUGCCAAUGGUGAACCUGUUCCUGCAAGUUUGGGGUGAAUCUGGAUGGGAAACUGUUCUCUACAAUUAAAAGAAAUUAUGAUGGUUUGGUAUAGGCAAGGUGGUAUUGGCAAGAGUUUAUGAAUUCUGUGUAAUAGCUAAUUGGUGUAAGUAAACCAGCACAGCCCCAGGGAAAGUGAGUGAUGAUGUACUGCGUUACACAAGUAUCUGUACCCUUUAAAACUCUUGAGCAAUUUUUGUAGGAAUGUUUCCAGAAUCUUAAUACAUGUGUUUUGCUGUGAUUGUUAA